Molecule: messenger RNA, 1404 nt
Organism: Colletotrichum truncatum
Lineage: Eukaryota; Fungi; Ascomycota; Sordariomycetes; Glomerellales; Glomerellaceae
Product: glucose galactose transporter
Biological process (GO): transmembrane transport
Molecular function (GO): transmembrane transporter activity
Source: RefSeq, a predicted model, not a curated record
AUGGGUGUGAAGGAGUUCUUCAAAAAGCGGUCCUUGCGCCAAAAGGAUAAUGGGCGGACCAACGCUGCUGAGUUGACCUUGAAGGAGUCGCUCUACCCCAUUAUCCUAGUCACCAUCCUCUUCUUUCUUUGGGGUUUCUCUUACGGUCUGCUUGACACCCUCAACAAGCACUUUCAAGUUACGCUCGGCAUCACCAGAGCUAGGUCUUCCGGUUUGCAAGCCGCUUAUUUUGGCGCAUACCUCCUCGCGAGUCUUGGUCAUGCCGCCUGGAUUCUGAGACACUGGGGCUACAAGGCCACCUUCGUCUUCGGCCUGUUCCUCUACGGCCUCGGCGCCAUCAUCGCAAUCCCCUGCAUCAUCGCCAAGAGUUUCGGCGGCUUCUGUGCCGCGAUUUUCAUCAUCGGCAACGGCCUCGGCUCCCUCGAGACGGCUGCGAACCCGUACAUCACCGUCUGCGGCCCCCCCAAGCACAGCGAAAUCCGAAUCAAUAUCUCGCAGGCCUUCAACGGUAUCGGUACCGUCGUAGCUCCCGUUAUGGGAUCCUACGUCUUCUUCAACUUUGACGACGAGCGCGCUCUGCAGAACGUCCAGUGGGUCUACCUCGCCAUCGCCGUCUUCGUCUGGGCCCUUGCCAUAGUCUUUUGGCUCUCCCAUAUCCCCGAGAUUACCGACGCCGACAUGGAGUUCCAGGCCUCCGAGACCCAUGCCAACACCGAUAGCAAGCCUUUCAUCAAGCAGUACCGCCUGUUCCAUGCGUCUUUUGCUCAAUUUUGCUACACUGGUGCUCAGGUUGCCAUUGCUGGAUUCUUCAUCAACUACGUAACUGAACGUCGCGAGAACACCGACAACGCACUCGGUGCCAAGUUCCUCGCAGGUGCUCAGGCAGCUUUCGCAAUCGGCCGAUUCGUUGGUGUCGGUAUCAUGAACUAUAUCAAGCCUCGCUGGGUUUUCCUGGCGUUCCUCUCCAGUUGCGUCAUCUUCAUUGCGCCGUCCAUCACUCAGGUCGGCAACACUGGUAUGGCAAUGCUGUAUGUUGUCCUGUUCUUCGAGUCCAUCUGUUUCCCGACCAUUGUGGCGCUUGGUAUGAGGGGUCUUGGAAGGCAUUCCAAGCGAGGCAGCGGCUUCAUCAUUGCUGGUGUCUCCGGUGGUGCUGUGGUUCCUCCUUUGCUUGGCGUCGUUGCCGACAGCACAAGGAACAUGGGAACCGCCAUGGUUAUUCCGCUCGUCUUCUUCGUCUUGGCAUGGUCUUACGCCUUCGCUGUCAACUUUAUCCCCAGCUACCGCAACGUCGUGGAUGCUUUCACAGAGACCGACAUUGGUGUUAGGCCUGUUGAAGAGGAGAAGGGAGGAAUCGAAGCCGUCGAGGAUAAGCAGGCAAAGAACGAUAUUCCUACCGUGCGUUGA